Mytilinidion resinicola is the source of this 4025-nucleotide messenger RNA. RefSeq names its product PAB-dependent poly(A)-specific ribonuclease subunit PAN2. The record is from RefSeq and is a predicted model, not a curated record. Gene Ontology annotation, cellular component: PAN complex; P-body. NCBI's taxonomy places the organism in Eukaryota, Fungi, Ascomycota, Dothideomycetes, Mytilinidiales, Mytilinidiaceae. Gene Ontology annotation, biological process: mRNA processing; nuclear-transcribed mRNA poly(A) tail shortening. The transcript has 7 exons. Bases 269 to 3667 code for a protein of 1132 amino acids. Gene Ontology annotation, molecular function: nucleic acid binding; protein binding; poly(A)-specific ribonuclease activity.
CCUCGAACCGUGGGACGUACCUCAUUGUGCCGCCUUCGCCAGCCGGAUUGUGAAGCGCGUUGUGUUGGCGCGGCGCGCUCACUCUACCAGGACCUUUCGCGCUGCUGCGAAGGCUCGUAUCUCCUCGUAGGCACCGUCACUCGAAGCCUCGAAGCUCCACGCCCCGCUAUCCUUCACCCAACGCGCGAAGCUCUCGCCAUGACCCGCGCCUGCUAGGAAUUGCUACAGACCUCCAUGGAAGCACGCACUCGGUGAGAGUAUUUUCGGAAUGGAGGCAGACUGGGACGAGGUCGGCCUCAUACAGCUCCCCCCACCUGGGCCGCAACAUGCACCAUCACCGGUGACGACAUUCACUUUCGAUACCACUCAAGAGCUCCUAUGGACCGGGAAUGACUAUGGGCGCAUUACCUCCUUCUAUGGCUCUAGUCUCGACAGGUACACGUCAUAUCGAGGACACGCUCCAUCCGAAGGUGCUGUUAAACAGAUAUUGCUCACCGAGAACGGCGUAUUGUCUAUUUCGAAGGGAAGCAUACACUUUGCCAUCCGCCGCGGAUUGACACAAUGGCAUCUUGCCGACGACGUCUUCGCGGAUUUACGAUGCAUGAAUUUCACUUCCAAGGGGACUAGAGAAGUGCUUGUAGCAGGAUGCCAGGAUCAUAUGUUCAAAGUGAACGUUGAUAAAGGGAUUAUCGUGGAAACGAUUCCUACCGCGUCAUAUUAUACUAUUAUGAAGAGGACAGGACAGUAUGUUUGCGCGGCAACAGACGGCGGAGAGGUGCAUAUCCUCGACUCAGGAAACUUGAACUUGGUUCACACAUUUAAGGCGCACGCCGGAUCAAUCAAUGAUAUGGACGCGAAAGCCGACUUCCUUGUAACUUGCGGCUGGUCUCCUCGACAGCAGUAUGGCUUCAUGUUAGAUCCGUUCACUAAUGUCUUCUCUUUAAAGACACUGUCCGCACUACCGCCCAUACCUUUCCACACCGGCGCAGCCUUUGUCAGAAUGCAUCCUCGAAUGUCCACGACAAGUAUCAUUGCGUCUCAGAACGGUCAGAUGCAAGUAAUCGAUCUCAUGAACCCUGAUACAGCCAACCUCCGUCAAGUAAAUCUCUAUGACGCGUUUUUGACGGGAUUCGAGAUCGCGCCCUCUGGGGAAGCAUUUGCAAUGGCAAGCAACACCUGUAACGUCCAUCUUUGGGGGUCUCCUUCCAAGAUACAUUUCCCAGAAUACACCAAUCCCACGGAAUUUGCGGAUCAACCUGUCCCACCACCUUCCAUGGACUGGUCUAUUGAUACACCACUGAGCACAGUUGGAAUGCCCCCCUACAAAGAGCCGCUGCUGUCUGCUUGGCCGAGUCACAUGGUCUUCGAGGUUGGCGCCCCACCUCCGAAGCCUGACCCCGUGGUACAGAACAACAUGGUGAAAUCAGAGAUGGGCUUCUGGGCGCGUAAUCCCAAUACUAAACGUAGAAACCAGAUUGAGGAUACCCGUCUUCCUGAUCGGAUCAACGAAUCUCUCAACGCCCCCAAAUUUCUCAGCGAGAAGGCACGAUCAGCUCAAUCGGCCAGCGACGUGAAUUUAAAAGCUCGAGAAACUAUGGAGACCUUAACGGACAUGCACCUGGACGACGUGACGCGGAAAGAUGUCCCUGCCAUGUAUGGUAACGUGGAAAUCAAAUACAGCAAGUAUGGAGUCGAUGAUUUUGAUUUCGCUUUCUAUAACCAAACCACGUUCUCGGGACUAGAAACUCACAUAGCAAACUCAUACGCCAAUCCACUACUUCAGCUGUGCCGGUUCACCCCUUGGAUACGAAAUCUCGCUCUUUACCAUACUGCUUCAUCAUGUCUUUAUGAGACAUGUCUUCUCUGCGAACUCGGGUUCCUGGUCGACAUGCUCGAAAAAGCUAACGGGGUGAAUUGUCAAGCGUCUAACUUCUUAAAGACUUUCAGCAGCCUCUCGAAUGCAGCGUCACUGAAUGUGCUUGAGGAAUUGUCUCCAAACGUUGCCCUAACCACCAUGAUUCAGAACUUCAACCGGUUCUUGUUUCACAAGAUUUCAGAGGAGUUUCGUAGGAUGGGUCCGUAUCCCUCUGAUCGAUCCCCACUGGAUGAGGCCCUUGAAACACAGGCCUGGGCCAGCAUGCGAUGCGGAGUCUGCCGAAAUGAGAUCCUGACAGACGGGAAAACAUUCGUAAACGAAUUGAUAUAUCCACCGAAGCAUACGGCCAAACUAAGGCCUCCACCAACAUUCUCACAAAUCCUAAAAGCGAGUGUCGAGAGGCAGGACCAACCACGAGGGUGGUGUCCCAAGUGCAGACGGUAUACGCAAAUGAACCAGAAGAAGACCAUACAGUCGGUUCCGGAUGUCUUGAUGCUUAACGCAGCGAUCCAAAGCCACGAAGCUAAGCAACUGUGGGCGACUCCAAAUUGGCUGCCUACGGAAAUCGGCAUUAUCGUCGAGCAAGGCAAUUUCUUUUGCUACGAAGGGAUUGAUAUCAAUCAACACCUCCAGCGAGGGGUUUACAAAAUGGAGAUAUACGAGCUCAUUGGUGUUGUAGCAGAUAUCAACAGCGGUGAACAUCAGAAGCCCCAUCUUGUUUCCAUGAUCAACACCAGCAUAUCUUCUCCGGAACCUUCGUCAGCGGAAAAAUGGUACCUAUUCAAUGACUUCCUCGUCCGCCCAAUUCCAAAAGACGAAGCAUUACGGUUCGAGCCGACUUGGAAAUUGCCUGCUGUGCUCACCUAUCAGAAGAAAAGUGCCAGACACAUGAUCGACAACACGUGGAAAGAGAAUUUGGAUACACAGGUUCUGUUCCGCUGGUGGUCUACCCAACCAGAGCCUCCCGAAGACCGCUUCAAGCUCCUAGAUCCGUACACCGAAAUGCCAUACUCGGGCUUUCCCGUCGCAAUCGACGCCGAAUUCAUCCGCCUCCAAUCGGAAGAGAUCGAAAUGAGCGCAGACGGCACGCGCGAAGUCAUCCGCCCCGAUCGCAAAGGCCUGGGCCGCGUGUCCGUGUGCCGGGGCUCGGGCGAGCUCGCGCGCCUCCCGUUCAUCGACGACUACAUCGCCGUGACAGAGCCCAUCGUCGACUACCUGACGGUGUGGUCGGGCAUCAACCCGGGCGACCUCGACCGCUCGACGUCGCCACACUCGCCCAUCGGGCUGAAGCUCGCGUACAAGAAGCUCUGGCUGCUGCUGAACAAGGGCUGCGUCUUCGUCGGCCACAGCCUCGCCAACGACUUCCGCACCAUCAACAUGCACGUGCCGAAGCGGCAGGUCGUCGACACGGUCGACCUCUUCUUCAAGCCCUCGCUCCACCGCAAGCUCAACCUCAAGUUCCUGGCCUGGUGUGUGCUGAAGGAGAAGAUCCAGCAGAGCAACCACGACAGCAUUGAGGACGCGACGACGGCGCUGAAGCUGUGGCGCAAGCACCAGGAGUUUGUGGAUGCCGGCGUGCUGGAGCAGAUGCUCAAUGAUAUAUACUCGAUUGGGCGCGAUGUGGGCUUCAGGGCUCCCGGGAGUGAGGGCGUGAGGCCGAGCACCGCGGGGGGGCGCAGCGAUACGCCGGAGCCGGGGCAGAGGAGCGACACGCCGAGUUCGGGGCCGACGCCGCGCAAGACGGGGUUUGGCAGGGGGUUGGCGAUUGGGAGUCCGAGUCCGAUGAAGUAGGGUGCGUUGGAUGGGGUCAUUACCAGCUUAGCUGUGGAGGGCGGGGAGGAAUAAGGGGUUGUUGAAACGAGCGGAAUGGACCGCUGUAUGUAUAGAGGUGGCGAGAGCAAGGCAUCGAGGUGCUGGCGCUCGCUGCGGGGAUGGCGGAGAUGUAUGAGCGAGAUAUGGGCUAGAGGACAGGUAUUGGGGGGGAAGGAAGAUUUCACGCCGUGUUGCAUACUCUCUGGUACUCCCUUUCGCCUGUGCUCGAUGGCGCAAAAGGAAUGAGGAGUGGAUUAGGGCAGCGUGAAGCACUCGCAGGAAUGAAUACUCUAGACUCCUUGCAUACCAAGCAAAAUGCUCUCCUUAACUAAGACAC